Molecule: messenger RNA, 1260 nt
Organism: Saprolegnia diclina VS20
Lineage: Eukaryota; Oomycota; Saprolegniomycetes; Saprolegniales; Saprolegniaceae
Exons: 5
Coding region: 40-1137 (365 amino acids)
Source: RefSeq, a predicted model, not a curated record
GGCGGCAGAAGCAAAAUUGAGCUGACGGCGCCGAGCUCGAUGGCCGCCAACGACAACGCCGUCGCGCAGUCGAUCAUCGACCGCCUCAUGCCCGCGAUCCCGCGCUUCAUCUUUGAGAGUCUACGCACCGACCCGAUGCUGCGGCUUCUACUCUGCGGCUACGUCAUAUGCGUCGUGCUGAUUCUCGCCCCCUUGGUUCUCGUCCCACUGUGCAUCUGCCUCAAGGUGGACGGCCUCAUCGCCGCGCCGUGGCGAAUCGCCUUGACGCCGCUCUGGGGCUUUGAAGCUCUCUGUAUCGCCGGCGCCUUUGCGGGGCUGUUUGUCGAAGACUCGGACGCCCAAGCCGCCGACGUCAGCGCAGUCAUAGAAGAGACAGACGCAAUAUAUCUCGAGGAAGGCGCCAACAAGAGCCCAAAGACGUACGGCACCACCGACGCGACCGUCGAUGCAGCUCCCAAGGCACUGGACGAUGACGUCGCCGACGCACCACAACCAACGAGCACCCGUCCCAAGAUGAUGCUAUCCACGCGCGAAUUCGUCGGCGGUACCUGCACCUGCAUCGUGCAUUUCCUUGUAGCCCUGCGCAUGGACGGUGUCUUCGAGUGCGCAUGGAUCUGGUUGUUCCUCGCCUUUGUCGCCUCGGAUGUGAUCGGCGGCCCCGAGAUCGGCGGUACGGGGCUCCUCGUCCAGUAUUUGCUCAUCUUUCUCAAGCUCGACAACACGCUCACGUGGAGCUGGGCCGUCAUUUUGAUUCCUACGUGGUUCGCCAUCGGUGUCGUCGUUCUUCUACUUCCAUGCUUCGUGUACAUUGCUGCCAAGGAAUUUGACGUCGUCUCGCCGCCUGCGAUUGCUGCAUUUAGUCUUGCGGGCCUUGUGGCAGCCGGCGCGAUCGUCGCCUCGCUGGUUCUCAUCACGCUCAAGCUCCAAGGGGCUGACACGUACUCGGCGUUUGAGACGUGUCUGCCCUACUUUGCCUCGCUGAUUUUGCUUAUUGCCAUCGGCGCGUUGGCCAUCUUUAUGUUUUGGCCGAUUCCACCUCCCCAAGUUGAGGAAGGCGAAGCGAUUGCAGAAGACGAGACUGCAGCAAGUACCACGACCGACGCACUCGCUACUACGAGUUCAGAGACUGUGUUGUAGUCGACAAGUGCAGUAGAAAUAAUAACAGUGGUACAGAGCGACGAUGACAAAAAGGUUUUAGUGGUGGCGCUUUUUCGUCAACCUUGAAACACACAAAAAAUGUCUACUAAACUGAGCACUAAA